Dermacentor silvarum is the source of this 4970-nucleotide messenger RNA. RefSeq lists its product as uncharacterized. Lineage: Eukaryota; Metazoa; Arthropoda; Arachnida; Ixodida; Ixodidae. The coding region runs from base 31 to 837 and encodes 268 amino acids. The record is from RefSeq and is a predicted model, not a curated record. The transcript has 5 exons.
UCGGCUAUAAAGGGUACCAGCGUUAAAAAUAUGGCGCUAAAAGGACCACGUAUAUCGCCAGCCCAAGAGGAGGCCCUCGUCUCUUUUAUUGAGCAGCACCCAUACCUAGCAAAUUGCACUUCGGAGCUCUGGACGCGAGUGCCUUCAUCUAAAAAAAACGAGCUGUGGGCCUCCAUUACGCGGACACUGAACGCCAUGGGGCCCGCGAGAAAACAUGUCAACCGGUGGCGCAACACUUGGGCAAAACGAUGUUUCAAGUACAGGUCUGAGGCGGCACGUUUAGCGGCAGUGAACAAGUCGACGAGCGACAUCAUCCAACUACCGGGACUGGGCGGCCGCAUCCUCUCCCUUGUCGGCACUGCACCGAGCGGCGCGAAGUCCGGGCCAAACUUUUUCGAGGAAGGUGACGAAGAGGAUGAGCCCGAGGGGGAGGACAGCUCCACGUGCCCAGAAGACCCCCCAGCGCAAGCCCCCCGGGUUUCACUAAAGGAGCAGCCAGGAACGAGUAGUGUGCUGCACCACCGUCCGGCAGAUGACGAGGCCAGCCGGCCAUCUCGACGGAGAGGUGCCAACGAUGUGAUCGAGCGGAUUGUCGCCGAGCAGCAGCGUCAGAGUGACUUGCUGUCACAGAUGACCGAGCAGUUGCAGCAGCUGGUCGAGAGCAACCGACGGCUCGAAGAACGUGUGGGGCACGCUAUGGAGCACAUCGCUGGCCAGAACAACCAGGCACAAGUGCUUCAGCAGGAGCUGGUCAGUGUCCGGGAGGCUAUGGAGCGCUCUGCGCAGGCGCAAGAAUUAAUUGCUACUGUGCUCUCGAACCCCCAGAGGCCAACAUAGUGCACAUUGAGGGUCCCAUCGUCUGGGCUGAUUGCCAUGCUGGUUGUAAACCAACUAGCCCAGCCUAUAACUCCAGGCAUGGUGUAUUUAAUUUCUCUUGUGUGUGUGGGUAUGUGUGCAUACAUGUUUUCUUCUGUAGUAUUUAGGUUCUUGCUUGCCAGGCAGGCAACUUCUUAAUAUUUUCUCGUAUGUAACAUUGCGUAUUUAUAUCCUCAGUAUUCUUAAUUUCAUUUGAUCAAGGCAGUGAUCUUGUACUUCCUCUUUAUUGUGCCAGACUAUUCCGAGUGCGUGCACUGCCCAGGAAUACUACUUGUUAAUACUUGCAGCAGCAUAGCAGAUGUGAUAUUUUCAGUGUUUGACGAGAAGUUAGGUCAUUUUACAAUUUUUAUGCACUGUUGAUGUGAACACAAAGUGUUUCGAGAGAGUACAGUCGGACAAUCCUACUACAGCAAGAUGUCAGGACAGGAAAUUUUUGUGUCAGCUGCAAAUGUACAAUUUGUCGCAUUUCACUCUGCCCGAGCACAAAUUGUUCACUUGUUAUUGCAGGUGAAACUGCUUCAACUGUUUCGCCACAGGUUGUUGCUGUGCAUGUUGUUGUUGGGUUUCAGAUGGAGCUGUGCGCACAAUUUUGGUUGUGUCAUAAUGCCAGUUGUGAUAUUCCUCACGAGUAGCUAUUUUUUGGGGGGGCGGGGGCAGGCAUGUGAGCCACAGUACAAAUUUUGUCGAGUGUCAUCAUCUAGUCAGUAGCGUUGUUUCUUAUGUUACAUUUACUGGUGUUGAAAUGUUUCAAGACUGCCUGAUUUAAAUCAAUCUGAGCUAUGAGAAUUGACAUAUGUUUAGCAUGGCCUUCUGGAAAGUUCAGCAGCCUUAAGAGAAAUCGUUAGCUCGAGAGCCAGCUUCGAGCCGACUUGAAAUACACGUGAAAUGCAGAAAUGAUCACACUUUGCUAUCUUAGAUCAAUCAAAUAGAAAGAAAAAUGAAAUCUACCCAUCGUAGAAGAAAAAUUUUGAUUUAGGGCCUCAAAUUUCCGUCCAAAAAUUUUCCAAAAACUUGAGCUUAGAAAAUUGAAGCACAAAGUUUACAAAUCUGUAACUCUGCAUCAAAUACAUAGUAUACAUUUCGCAGUUCUGUAAACUACAUCUGUUAGAGCAUCUCAAGCAUACAAAUGUUAAUAUAAAUUAACAGCUUGCAUGGGAACUGUUACCAUAUAUACAACAGUCUUGAAGACAAAUUAGUGAUAUACAUCAGAGCGAUGUAAAAUGUACGUCACUUUGAGCCACUUUAAUUGUCUGAAUAGGUUCAGUUGUAAGCUUGAUUAUUCAGCUUUUCUUUUUUUCUGAUUUCACAGUAUUUUUGCAAAAAAAAAAAUGGUCUAAAAAAUUUGCUUUACGUACAGUGGGCAGAGCUAUAACUUUUACUUUUAAAUACAACAAACCAGAUCAAACUCGAUGCUGCAGUUGCCAAGAAAAAGUAUUUCUUCGUUCCCAGGUGUUUAGAUCUAAGUUCCCGAGGUCAAGCUCCUUAGUGCUGUUCCUGGACGUCCUUGUGGGACCUUAUAAAUGCUUCAAACGUUUCAUGACAUAGCUGACGCAGUUGGCUUCCGUUAAUUUGACCCUCGCAGGACCGCAAAAAUUUAGUCUAGUUCUCUAAAAGUCGAAUUAAGAAAUAGUAGCAAAAUGAAUUAAUUCAAAUCUUUUCUUUAUUGCUUGAAGUAGUCUGUAAUGUAUUUUUGUUUCUUGCUCUUGAAGUGCGACUCGACCAGCAUGAGGUGGAAAUAGCCAAUGUGUUUAAAAGCCGCUUCAGUGUGACACAUGAAACAAGCAGGAACAAAUGUCUUCGCUGGUAGAAGGAACAACUAAAGGAUAAACAUUAAGUAAAACAGCUUCACACCUAGGGAAGCAUUAAGCAUCAUCUACUGAAUUCAUUGUGUUUUCAAGCCUUUAGUAAAGGCUGCGCUUGAAGAGGCACCAGUGUGGGUCAAAUGAACCAAAUCGACACGCUUUUGAGUUCGAACUAGACGAGAUUUCUAUCUACAGCAAUGUAUAAUUUUUCUCCGGGGCUUUCCAGUUGGUUCGAAUUGAGCAAGGUCGAAAUAACGGGAGUCGACUGUACGUGUGGUUCACGCCACGACAUUAGAAUUCCUCUAAAGCAGGGAUUAACAGGGCUAGAACAAGGAGUGUCGCUGAAGCCAACAUUUCAACAGGGGGACUUGUUCUGUCGAAACAUUGGCUUCGGUGACAUUCCUUGUUAACCACUUCAUGCCUCCAUCCUCCUGUGAACCUCCAUCUUGUUUUGAAUUUCCGUACCUGCCAACUUUUACGAUUUUAUCGUGAAAUUCCCAAUUUUGAAAGCUCGUUUACGGCUGUCAUAUUGGCACUAAUAAGUUUACUUUCAUUUGCAGCCAGUUUAGGGUAAAUUUAGCUUUUAAAAACUACAAAAAAAAGCGUCCCCGAUGAAUGUUUCAGCCUGAUUUUUCGGACAUGCUGGAUUAAUCGGACCUACCCAUGCUAGCACCAUCUACUUAAUGAUAUGAUUGCAACCAAACUAUCGGCCGCCAUUAUAUGAAUACUUCAUGAAUAAACAUCCCGAAUAUUGUUCGUUUGUCUCUGGCAGGUAUUGCUUCCUUCUUGCUGCAACUACUAUAAAGCAGAAUGCCUGUUCACAGCGUCUCUACAGAACACACUUCCCAGAUUUCUUAAAUAAGCAGUUGACAGGUUGAGUAACAGAACAGUUUUUAGUACUUUUCACUUGAUAUUCUUUUCUGGCUUCGACCUCAUUAUUUUUCCGAUGCCAAGGUCGGCAGGUCUGUAUUUCUAAAGCAAGGAGCUACUUGUUUUGCAGCCCUGCGCUCUGCAGCACCACUGCAAUUGUUGGUGUCACACCUCUCAUUGCUUUCAGCAAUCAGUGCCUUCUUGUUGUCCAAAUAACUGUGGCCAUGAACUUUGUGGCAUUGUUAGACUUGGCGUCGUGUAUUGUGAGGACUCAACUGACCGCAUUGCACGAGUCGCUUUAAUGAGGAGUAGGAGGGUAGUGCUAGUAGCUAGGGGCGAAUAUAACUCGUGGGUGUCAAGAUAAAACUCGUGGUGAGCCUGUGGGACAUCUGUCACGGCGAGGAAGUGUUCAGCUGUUAGGAGCUCGAGGUAGAGGACACCUGGGGGGGACGAUCACGGUAAGGCCAAUCGGGGCGCAUCCCGGUGACGUUUGCUCACACGUGUCGCUCAAGUGUGGGAGGAAGGGGCAUGGUUUGCGUGGGAAAGUAGCUCCAGCACUCUAGCCACGUCCACUAUGUUGCUGGUGGGCCGUAGAUGAAGCUUGGAAAAUGGCCGUCGUAUGAGGUGCAGGAAGUCGCCUCGAUCCCCACAACAGCAGAAGGGACAGUUGGGACCAAAUAGACAGAAUGCCAGCUUACAAUAUUGCUUACCAAUUUCAAAAGGCACAAAAAUAUGCGUUUGUCUGGCUAAGUCACGCCAACAGUCCUUCGAGUGAGUUGAAAAACAAUGAAAUAUGCAUGAGAAACUAAUGAUGUCUUUGUGUAAUAGGGCUGAAAAUAGGUACGGUAACAUACAAAGGGUACCUGUUAAUAAAUAUGCUAAAAUAUGUGUCCUAAAUUUAGGGAUAUUUUUCAUACAGCUUUUCAGCAACGCCUCAUGUUCAUGUAUACACAUAUACAUUCAGUCAUGUUACAGCUGAAUGCCGUUUCAGAACUGGCAUGUUGACUUUUGUCACUUUUUUUUUUCUAGAAUGUUUGGUUACUUGUCCAUCUGGGACUCUGAUAGGUAACUCUUCCCUGUGCUCCUGUGUCAACAGUCAAUGUGAACAAUUUUUAAUGAUCAUGAGUCAUUUGACUGUUUAUAAUGUGUACCUCAAGCAAUACUUUCAUCAGCCUACCUCAGACGUUUCCAUUUGCUAGAAUUGUCAGUGCAGAUGCACGUAGUACCCUCGUUAUUUCGGUUUACAAGUAUUGCCAUGGGGGCACUGCGGCUUCGGCAACAUUCCUUGUUCUGCCACUGUUAUUUACUUCAUGGGGACACUGGUGUGCCGCACCAGUGAACUUUUUUUUUUACCCAUUGUAUACACUUUGUACAUGUUCAUGCCAUUACUGUAAUUGCCAUAAAUAAAGGUUUACACACAAA